ACCUAUAUCUCGCUCUUUUUUCCAUUUCUUCUGUUUUCUACAACACAAUCCCAAAUGUCCCUGUAUUGUAAACCGGUGAGCCGUCCCUGCUCGCCCACAUCACCCACACGCACGCUAAGCGAUACGGAUAUUCACGAUGACCUACUGGAUCCUCACGAUUUCUUACACCCGUUGUUUUCCGAAUUUAAUCCACUCGACGCAUCGCCCAUGUAUCAACACGAUAUUCCGUCUCCCUAUUCAUCCUCUCUCAGCGCUCACGAUUCUUCCUCAUCUGCCGCUUCACCUUCACCGAAAAGCCAAUUCGAACCUUUGACCACAAAAGCUUACGCUCUCUCAAACAAUCAUGACAAUACAAAGACCGCCAGUCUUGCUGAUAACUAUCUCUUUUUAACCGAUUAUUUGGUACCAGAAACAGACAAUAUAUUAUUAACAGACCGUCCACCCAGCCGUAGAAUGGAAGACACAUUAGACAGACCAUUACAAAUUAGGGUGCUGGGCGUUCCUAACACAGGUGCCAAGUCACGCGUAGAAACUCAAAUCAAAUUAUGUAUUCAACUGCUUACUGCCAAGGGCACCAAAGUAUCCUGUUGGUCCUAUCUCAAGUUACCAGAAGAAUUGCUUGCAAAAUCAAGAUUACGAAAAAACCAACAGCAGCAAAGAGUCCUCGACGGUUCAGUCGCUAGUAUGAUUUCCGAUGAAUCCAAGGUCUUAUCUUUGGAAGCUCGCGUUGUCUGUGCAAGCGACCCCGAUAAAACGAUUCGAAUGUGUGCAGGCUGUGUUCGUCGUGAGGUAUGUUUUUGCCUUUUUUAGACCUCAAAAUGAAAGAAAGUUGUCAAUACAAAUCUGUCUUGAUUUUUGUUUUUU
Molecule: messenger RNA, 864 nt
Organism: Radiomyces spectabilis
Lineage: Eukaryota; Fungi; Mucoromycota; Mucoromycetes; Mucorales; Radiomycetaceae
Exons: 4
Coding region: 55-810 (251 amino acids)
Source: RefSeq, a predicted model, not a curated record